ACUAUUGUGAGCAUAUUGGGCUGAAAGCAGGCGGGGCCACGCGGAGGCUGAGGCGAGGGGGGAUGCUGCAGCACAAGCGAAGAUUCUGGACAUCAUCGAAGAAAAAAGAUACGAUUUGCUAUUAGUGAAAAAAAAAAAAAAAACGGCGGAAGUAACGAUCCGAUCCACCGCGAGUCGCGCGUCCGUGUGUCGGGAUGCUGAGGCGGAGUGGCGCUCCACGGUGUGCUAGAAGUCAGCCGUCGAAUGUCAGCUGAUAUUAUGCGGGGAACGAGGCCCGCUGGAUGGAUUAAAAAGGAACAAAGCACCGCUUCAAGCGACGUUUUGCACACUGACAGCCAAGGAUGGUGGACCCCUCCGAGGCUGAGGAGCAAACCACCAAGUCUGUCACCCCGCAGCCGGUGGCCUCUGGUGUGGCCCCAGGAGAUCGCCGCUUGCCGGACCAGGCGGAUGGCGCCAUUGCAGAGGAGGAAGGCGAUGCUAUUGGGGAGGAGGAAGGUGACGCCUGCGACUUUCAGACGCCGCCCAGCGGAAGUUCCGAGCCGAGCCCCUGCCACGUGGCAUCCCCUCCGGUCCAGUCGCCCCCACCUCCGGAACCCGAUGGCGAUCCGUCACCCAAGCUGCACCUGGAUUUGUACAACUUCGACUCCCCGGCGGCAGAGGGCAGCCGUUACGUGUUGACGAGCCCGCGCUCGCUGGAAGCUUGCGCCCGCUGUGGUGUCAAACCCGUGGAGCUGCUGUCCCGCCCACUCUCCGACUUUGCCCGCGAGGCACCUGGUCGCUCCAUGCGGGUGGCGACUGGUCUGUUCGAGGUCUACGAGCGGGAGCGUCAUGCCAAGCUGCGCCACUGCAGGGAGGAGCGGGAGCGCAUCAUCAGGGAGGAGAAGCGGCGGGCAAUGCAGGUGGCGGUCAAUACUUGCGCAUCGACAUUGGAGCAACACAAAAUCAUCGCUCAGCCUCCUAAACAAGAGAUCUCCAGCUCUCCUGCCGUUCCGGUUUCAGCUUCAAAACCAGGAACAUCUCUCCAAUCGAAACCGAACAAAUUAAGUUCCUCAGUUCCCAAGCAGUCCUCUGCUCCUCCAGCAGUAGUUCGUAAGUCUUCCAGCGGUAAAUCCUGCAACACGUUCCCCAGACCAACAUCAAAAGCUCCCAUCUUCAUCAGAGCCAAGUCCACUUUGAUGCCAACGGGGUCAAAACCACUGAAUGGCGUUGCAGGAGGUUUGUUUUUGCAGCACAACGGCCACUUCCACCCUAAGAUACGAGCCAAAAGCCACUCCAUGGAGUCCCUGCAAAGGAGGACGGAGCUGGUUUCGUCUGCAUCCAACACCUGCACCUCCUCAGAAUCUGGGGCUUCGUCAUACAGCUGGGAAGGGCCGCGUGACCGUUGGGCCAAAUCUUCCAGCCCUCGCACCAGGACACUGGCCGCGUUCAACUCCCUGAUGGGCCGCAGUCUCAGCCUCGGUGAUCUUAGUCACUCGCCGCAAACCACGCAGAAGGUGGAACGUAUCGUGAAGGAGGUCAAGCGGCGGGGCCUGAACACAGUGUCGGAGCGUGACCGCAAGAUCGCGGCACUGAUGCUGGCUCGAUACCAGGAGGAAGACAUCAUGAGCCAGACCCGCUAUGUGGCCCACCUCCAAUGGGACAGCGAGCGACGGAUGGAGGAGCUUCGGCGGGAGCGGGAUGAACGCGACAAGCGCCGCGCAGUGCAGGAGGGUCAGAGGAUGUGGCAGACGCAGGUGUCCACGCGGCAAGAGAGGCUCAGCCGGGAGGAGCGCCGCUCGGCCACUGUUAAGAUGCGGCAAGUGGAGGAGAGCGAGAAGCAGUGGCGCGAAUUGGCCGAGCGGCAGGAACGCAACCGCCUGCGCAAGCUGCAGCAGGCGGCGCGAGAGGAGAAGCACAAGAAGUCCUUGCAAGAGCAGAACCUCAAGGCUUUGGAGGAGGAACGGGCAGCAGUGUUGGAGCAGGAGCGCCUGCUACUGCGAGAGAAGCUCACCAUGGCCGAACUCAAGCGGCAGGAAAAGGAACACCAGUCCCGGGAGGAGCGGCGGGGCCUGAACAAGGCCGAGCGAAGGCGCCACGCUGCCCUCAUCCAGGAGAUCGCUCGGAGAGAGCGAGAGGAAUGCGAAGAGGCCGAGCGGACCGCGCGGGAGAAGCUCAGCCGCUCCCUGGAGAACUACGAGCACAUCGUGGAGCGAAGGGGCUUGGAGCUGCGAGAGAAGGCCAAGCGUGAGGAGGAGCAGAUCCUGCGAGCCCGCCGCGCCGCCGAGAACCGGGAGCGACAGCAGCAGAAGCAGUUGGAGGCCCGCGCUCGCGAGGCCGACAAGCGGGCCCGGCAGGCGGCGCUGCUGGCUGAGGAGCGCGCCAAGGAGAAGGCCCGGCGUGCAUCGCAGAACCGACGGGAGAAGGAGCGGUUGCAGCGCCUCAACCGCCAACGUGUAGAGGAUGAAGAGCGCCGGCGACGGCGUGAGCUGCUGCAGUCCAUCGAGCGCAAGUUAGAGAAGAGCGAACAGAUCUUCAAGGAGAAGCGUGCCGUGUUGGAGAGCGCUCGCUCGGUGGCACGUGCCUCUUUCCAUGUGCGAGACAAAGUGCGUGAAGAGACCAAUGUCCGCACAUUUGACAAGAUGGCACUGGAGGCUCAACUGAAAGCCGGACUGGAUGACAAAUAAGAUCAGUUCUUCAAAGCUUUACUCCCUUUUGCCCCUCAAAAAAGGAUGUUUUUUACUCUCCCGUAUUCAUCAGAAACUAGCCAUUCCUCUUUUGUACCGCCUUUUGUGCCACUAUCACCGUGACGACAGCCCGGGUUCUUAGCAGAGAACUCCCGCAGGCGGCGGCACAGCAUUACAGGAUAACCCAAAUUAGGAGGAAUUCGUCCAGAAAAAAAACGCUCCAGGUCGAUGAUUCACCCGAUGUCCUCAUCGUUUGCCCGUACGCUCUGCUAGCCACGCACAAGCUAAGGGCUACAGGUCCAUGAGACGAUGAAUCAAGAUGACCCGGGGGAAGACAAGUCUCAUCGAACUGCACAGAUGCAAAUGAAACACAUCAACUUUUUUGAGGGGUGUGUGAGGUUUGAAGACAACUUUAUUUGCAUCGACCCGGUUCCUUUUUCUCCCCCUCCCCUAAUUGUGCCAACCCUCUUCUGUUCCAGCUUGUACAUGCUCAGUUCAGGUGUGGCUAUAAUUAAAAACAAAAGUUUAUGGCAAGAUAAAAAUCAAAGGUUGAAUAAAACAAAUCUCUCCUUUGA
This is a messenger RNA of Corythoichthys intestinalis (scribbled pipefish), 3238 nucleotides long. RefSeq names its product coiled-coil domain containing 177 (gene ccdc177). Lineage: Eukaryota; Metazoa; Chordata; Actinopteri; Syngnathiformes; Syngnathidae. The record is from RefSeq and is a predicted model, not a curated record. The coding region runs from base 342 to 2663 and encodes 773 amino acids. The transcript has 3 exons.